AUGGAACGGUGGUGGCAGCUCCUGUUAGGGCUGUGGACAGUCGCGCCCAUCUGGGCUGGGGAGAAGCUGCUCGAUGUCUGCAUGAACACCCAACACCACAAGCGGAAGCCUGGCCCAGAAGACAAGCUCUACGAUGAGUGCAUCCCCUGGAAAGACAAUGCCUGCUGCACGGCCCGCACAAGCUGGGAAGCCCACCUCGAUGUGUCCCUGCUUUACAACUUCAGCUUGGUUCACUGCGGGUUGAUGAUGCCAGGCUGUGAGAAGCACUUCAUCCAGGCUGUCUGCUUCUAUGAGUGCUCCCCAAACCUGGGGCCUUGGAUCCGGAAGGUCAGAAGACUGGGCUGGGGAAUGGACUUGAGUGGGCCAGGAGAGCGAAUUCUAGAUGUACCGCUCUGCCAGGAGGACUGUGAACAGUGGUGGGAAGACUGUCGCACAUCUUACACUUGCAAGUCCAACUGGCACAGCGACUGGAACUGGAGUCGGGGGAAGAACCGUUGCCCCGCAAGGGCUGUCUGCCAUCCUUUCCCCCAUUACUUCCCCACCCCGGCUGACCUGUGCGAGAAGAUUUGGAACAACUCAUUCAAGGCAAGCCCUGAGCACAGGGACAGUGGGCUGUGCCUGCAGAAAUGGUUUGAGCCUGCCCAGGACAACCCCAAUGUGGCUGUGGCCCGCCUCUUUGCCAGCACUGCCCCACCCUGGGAAAUCUCCUACAUUCUCCUGGCUUUCUCUCUAUUCCUGUCAUUCCUAUCUUAA
Messenger RNA from Hyaena hyaena (striped hyena), 753 nucleotides. RefSeq names its product IZUMO1 receptor, JUNO (gene IZUMO1R). Gene Ontology annotation, biological process: cell adhesion; sperm-egg recognition; fusion of sperm to egg plasma membrane involved in single fertilization. Gene Ontology annotation, molecular function: signaling receptor activity. NCBI's taxonomy places the organism in Eukaryota, Metazoa, Chordata, Mammalia, Carnivora, Hyaenidae. The transcript is spliced from 4 exons. Gene Ontology annotation, cellular component: external side of plasma membrane. The coding region runs from base 1 to 753 and encodes 250 amino acids. The record is from RefSeq and is a predicted model, not a curated record.